AUGAUUUCUAGACUUUUCGCGUACACCACAGUUUUUCGGUUUCACUUUCAACCGAAAUGGGCACAUGAAAAGUGGCGAAAUAUAGAAGAAGGAUCACAGAAUAUUAAGCUAUUAGAGUUGAACAAGGCUUUUAGAACCAAAAUAAUACGAGUAAUGGCUUUAUAUACGCCACCAGGUAAGCCGUCUUCUCGGCCUUCGGCUGGUGAAAGUAUCAAUGAUAGCAGGGAUGACCCGAAGGAUGAUAGUAAGAAGUUCUAUGUGCGACCUAGCUUAGGUCUUCGGAUAUGGGGACCAUUGGUACCAGCGUCUGACAAUAAAAUGGGUCUUUGGUCUCUAGUUGGGGCCCAAACCAUUGUUGGAUUAUUUUGCAUGUAUAGACUGAGAGGAUUACGUGGCCCUACCAAGUCUUUACGAAGAGAUAUUGCAGACAUACCUAGCUUGAAUAGGUUUUCAACUACACAUGGUGAGAUCUUGGCAUCUCCAGUACCUGCCGCAAUGGGGCAUGUCCGCGUGGGUAAUACAGCGAGUGUUGUUAAUGGUGGGAAAGUUUUGGGUACCACAUUUGGCGGCGCUUCCUCAUUCUUUAAAAGUAAAGCACAAGGAACUGGUCAAGGUUUUUUCAAAUCUGCAGGUGUUAUUGCAUUCAGAAAAGUACUUUAUUUAUUAACUGGGACACUUUUACUAUCGCAGUCAUUGUUGGAGACAUGCAGGUUAACAAUUUUGAAAUAUGAUCCAUGGGUGGAAGAGGCCAAAAGCGUUCGUGAGAAACAAUUUUACAACGACAUAAUUCAGUUUUAUCAUGAGGGUAUUGAUCCAACCAAAAUAAGAGUAAAGGAUGCCAAGAGCGGUGAUGUAAUGUCCACAAACAUUCCAGAAGUCAGACAGAGCGUUGCUUUGGUAAGAGCUCAAUCAGAAGCGCAAAACCCCAUCAUCAGAUGGUAUGGUCCUUUAGAGUACCAACCAAUGUCUUUCACAGAAUAUUUGGACAGGCUGGAGUAUCAUUUAGACAUGGCGGACUUUUUACAGGAUAAAAGAAACGUCAAAGAAAGUACUAUCCAGGUCAUGAAGAAACUCACCCACACCCAGGGUGAAUCUGAACAAAUUAUCAAGAUCAAUGAGAAAAAUAGGCGCGAACUUCUCAAUAUCACAUCAAAUGUAGACAAAGGCACCAUGCCUUUAUCAUCAAAUGUACAACAAUAUCCUUCAAGAGGAAUCGUCAUGGAUGUCAAUCAAGACUCCCCUGAAAAAGUGGAUUUGGAAGAAACAUGGAACUUGUAUGAUCCCUGGAUGAACUUGGCCUUCGAUACAUCCCUCAGCAUUAAAUUCUUACCCACCUUGAUGACCCCUAACGAUAUCAUGGACGGGAAAUCGAAAGAAAGGAAUGAUUCCAAUGAUGAUAAAGAACCAAAAGCUGAAUAG
This is a messenger RNA of Zygotorulaspora mrakii, 1419 nucleotides long. RefSeq names its product Mgr1p (gene MGR1). The record is from RefSeq and is a predicted model, not a curated record. Lineage: Eukaryota; Fungi; Ascomycota; Saccharomycetes; Saccharomycetales; Saccharomycetaceae. The transcript has a single exon. The coding region runs from base 1 to 1419 and encodes 472 amino acids. Gene Ontology annotation, cellular component: mitochondrial inner membrane.